CUUGAACUUGAAGAAGGAAAGUCAGAAGAUUCGAGUGCGAACAAGGAAACUAUAACCGCGAAUUAUCACAUGAAGCGAGCGUGACAGUUGCGGCAAAAAAAAUGAGGCAAGCUACGAUCAUCCUUCUGUGCGUCACAGCCAUUUGCAGUUACUACAGAACUCAAAUCAACGCACAAAAUUGUAUUGAGUGCGAAAGCAAGACUCUAUUUUGCCGAGAUAAGAAGAAAAAUUCUCUGAAAGAGCUCUUAGCAGAUGUAAACGACACAUUUAUCUCGACAGUUAGAAGGUUGGUUGUGGAUAAGAAUAAUAUCUUGCUUUCUAAAGAAGAUCUUGAAAUACUGGUAAAAAAAUUCUCUUCCCUGCAUUUCUUAGAUUUGCGAGGUAAUUUAAUACCAGACUUGGAAGCGUUCUCUAGUAAUUUGAGUACGCUUAAGGAACUGGAAGAAAUUGAUUUCGAAUCGAAUAAAAUAAAAGCGAUACCAGAGGAUAUUUUAAAGAAAAUGCCGAACCUUACAGUGUUGAAGUUAAGCGGCAAUAGUAUAGAAAAAAUUCCAGAAAAGCUGUUGGAGAACAACACAGAACUGAAAGCCCUCGUCCUUUCCAACAACAAAAUCAGGAAGAUUGAAGCUAAUGACAUUAAAGAUGGCAAUAAACUGGAAGCAUUAUUGGUCAAUGGUAACCCUCUCGAGGAUUUAGAUUGGCCGGUGAUAAAAAAAAUGAAGAACCUCAGAGCAUUGAAUAUUCGUAAUAUCAAAAAACUCAAUGCUGAAGAUUUUAGUUUUAUUCUGAAUCCCAGGAUAUUUUAUGAAAACACGCAACUGAAAUUCAUAUUCACGAGUGUGUAUGCUGAUUGUUGUAAUAUCAAACGUAUGGAGAAUACGACAAAGAGAAAAUAUGGUAAAAUUAAUAAAGAGUGGGUUUGUCAAUUCAGGAACAACGACCUUGAAGUCAAGGAAGAAUGUGCUGUAAGGAUUAGCUCCGGGGAUUUGGAGGAUACGUAUCAGGGACAUGUGGAAGUUAAUAAGAAAGGAAAAGGCGUUUGGGAAAAAUUGAAGAGCACCAAUUGGACUAUGGAAGAUGCAAAUGUCGUUUGCAGAGAAGUGGGAUAUGAUCUUGCGUUAGAAUUCACAACUGCUUAUCAUUACGUGUUAAGAAAAAGCCAGGAUCCCAAAAUUUAUCCUGAAAAUAUUCCGGGUUCCCACAUGUGGAACAGAGCAUGCAAUGGCUCUGAAUACUCAAUUUUGCGGUGUCAAAAGAGAGACGGUGGCUCACACCUUUUUCCCGAUGCCGGUGUUGGCGUCAGAUGCAAAUCUCCCGACGAAAGGAUAGAUAAAAUGUGCACUGAAAAGAAUGCAACUCGGGCGUUCGAUUGUAUCAAGGAGGACAACAAGAAGCUUAAAAAUUUACCAUGGCAGGAUAAGAAUGAUACAAAAUGCAAAAUGAUAGAUCUCAGGGGAAAUGAAAUCAGAUGGAUACAAGACACUACUUCUCUAAAACACUUUAAGAGCCUGGAGACAUUGUACUUAUCCGGAAAUGGUUUAGCAUGGCUUCACGAUGGCGUUUUUGAAAUAAAAAGUUUGAUUACAUUGGAUUUAAGUAACAAUAACUUGAAAUUCAUCAUAGGCGAACUGAAGAAUGAUGAACCUGAUAAGCAAGACUGGUUCAAAGGUUUAAAUAACCUGCAAAGUUUGGACAUUUCUUCAAAUCAACUUACAAGUUGGCCCAGCAACGUCUUCCUACCUCUAAAAAGCAUACAAAACAUGUCGAUGAAAAACAACAGGUUUAAGGAGUUUCAUAACAGAUUCUUUGAACAUUUAGGAUCACUGCAGCGGCUGGACAUUUCAACCAAUCCUGGUCUAAUUAUCCUGAACUGGGUCGAACUUUUAAGAGAUUUGAGUAACCUGAAGCAUCUGACGACAGAUCGGUUCACAGAUUGCUGUUUUGUGGAGGCAAUCUUGUCGGAUGCAGAAUGCGUUGCCCCAGCUGAUAGUCUUGCCAGUUGUGAGGAAAUGAUAAAAUAUCAGGCGCUCAUAAUUCUAAUGUGGUUCUUGGUUGUUCUAACGAUCGGAGGGAAUAUUUUUGCCCUCCUCAUGCGGUUGGUGAAGGACGAUCAAAACAGAGUGCAAAAUAUGUUCAUUUGCAGUCUUAGUUUCAGCGACAUGCUCAUGGGGGUGUACUUAGCAGGAAUAAUCAACCAGCAGAUUGCGACAAAAGGUGAAUACUACAAGCAUGAUUACAGCUGGCGCUCAGGCAUCUUGUGUAAGAUAUUUGGUAUAAUAUCCGUCAUAUCAAGCGAGGUCUCGGUCUUCACCCUGGUCUUCAUUGCCUACGACAGAUUCUUGCACAUCGUUCACGCUAUGGAAUUCAGAAAGAUCGGUUAUCGCACUGCGGUCUUUCUGUUGUUUAGUACCUGGGCCUGCUGCACUGUUAUCGCCGUCCUUCCCGCGAUGAUCGAUUCGUACUUUUACGACAACCUACGCAGAGAGGGUUUCUACGGGACCAACAGCAUCUGUAUGCCGCUUCAACUCCCCCGAAAGAAUCAAAGAACAACACCCGUCUUGGUGUGCACACGACCAUGGCAAAACGAUUGCAGCCGUCGUAUUACCGACGUUUGCUGCUGGGUUCCAAUCGCAAUGUUGUUACUCUUAUCCCUCGUUCGGGCAAUCAACGACGGAGGCAACGAGUUGUACAUGUGGUUUUCGAUUUGCGUCAUACCAAUCAAUUCAGCCAUCAAUCCUAUCCUGUAUACCCUCAGCACACCGUUGUUCUGGGAGAAAGUGAAGGCAACCAUCAAGAAAAUGCUAUUCUGCCUAUCACAAGAUCGUCGAAACGUUGGCAAAUCUGUUGGUAGCGAUAACCCAAAGUUGAUCACGAAAAUCAAACGGGACAAAAAGGCCUAAACAACAUUUUAAGCCGGGCAUCUUAGUUUAGACAGUGUAUAUCACUGUAAUAGGCUUGAUAUUCUAAAAGAAGACUUAGAAACAAGUUGUAUACUAAAUGCUGAGAUUGGCUGCGAUUUCAUCUCGAAGCAUAUUUUUAGAUUUUACACUAGUCGAGAAAUUGUAUCCUGCAUGCAUUUAAAAAUGAAGCAGAAAAAACGUAUAAAGCUAAUACCUUAUCAGUAAACGCAUCACGCACCUUAGUCUUCGCAUGAUUUUAAACGCAUAUAUAACAUUAAACAAUUCAUUCUGAAAUGUAAAAUUAAAGAUAGCAUGGGAAACAGCAAUAGCGAUCGAUGCC
This is a messenger RNA of Dendronephthya gigantea, 3240 nucleotides long. RefSeq lists its product as uncharacterized. Gene Ontology annotation, molecular function: protein binding; G protein-coupled receptor activity. Lineage: Eukaryota; Metazoa; Cnidaria; Anthozoa; Malacalcyonacea; Nephtheidae. Bases 102 to 2900 code for a protein of 932 amino acids. The record is from RefSeq and is a predicted model, not a curated record. Gene Ontology annotation, cellular component: membrane. The transcript has 23 exons. Gene Ontology annotation, biological process: G protein-coupled receptor signaling pathway.